Molecule: messenger RNA, 853 nt
Organism: Chinchilla lanigera (long-tailed chinchilla)
Lineage: Eukaryota; Metazoa; Chordata; Mammalia; Rodentia; Chinchillidae
Product: translation initiation factor IF-2-like
Source: RefSeq, a predicted model, not a curated record
AUGUUGCUGGUGGAGGACAACAGGGCAGAGCUCAGCCCAGCCCAGCGCCGCUGCAGUCACAGAGGACUCGGCCGCUCCCAGAGCAGGGAGGCGCCGGGGAGCUGGAGAUCGCUGCCCCGAGAGCUGCCUCUCAAUUUGUGGGAGGGCGACCGCGAGCACCGCGUCCGGGACGCCCCCGGGGCAGCCACUGAAGCCAUAGGUUUUACCCCCGAUCUUACGCACCAAGCGUUUCCCGGCCGCCCAGAGGAAGGCGCUCCUCCCGCGACCCUACCGAACACGGCGGAGGCGCAGAGCACCCCGCCCCGCGGGCCAGGCCACCGCUGCCGCGGGCACUGCGCCUCUACAGCGCCAGGGUGGCCGCGCCCGGCGCACGGGAGGAGAGCGCUACCUCCGCGCGCUCAGCGCUGCCCGCCGCCCCUACAGACUCCGCCCCGGCCCUGGCACAGCUUGCUUUAUGGGCUUUUCUCACACUCUCAGGGGCUGGUAAGCAGACGAGCAACCUCAGAGAUGGGCCCAGGUCCAGGCCUUUGAUCGGGCCACCUGUCACAGUGGCACCUGACUUCUCUAUUAACAGCAUCUGGCUGGCUGGAGUAACCAUGGAAACCAGGGCCUAAGCGGGGAGGCCAGAAGAGGCUAUGCCAUACCUCCAGCCAGAGGGCAGGGCUGAGACCAAAAAGGUGACUUUGGAGAUGAAAAGGUGAUCAGGUCACUGGGUGGAGUCUGAAGAGGUUUUCCAAAGAACAGAUGAGGUGCCCAACCUGGCCCAUCUAUUAGGAACUCGAGGGCCGGGCAUGGUGGCACAUGCCUGUAAUCCCAGCACUCGGGAGGCUGAAGCAGGAACAUUGUUGCAAGU